GAAAUAAAUAUAACAUACAUGAGUGCUGACACUACCAUAAUAGAAAAAAGUGUUGACAAUAAUAAUAUUUACCCCAUUGAAUUUCUUAAUUCACUUAACCCCAGCAGAAUUCCACUUGCGGAACUUAAGUUAAAAGUUGGUAUCCCAAUAAUGCUUCUUAGAAAUCUUGCACCAAAUCAAGAAUUAGCAUUUAUACCUCAAAUUACAUUAAUAUCUUCAAAUUCCGAGCUGCCAUUUAUCUUUAAGAGGAGACAGUUUCCUAUUCAUGUUGCCUUUGCAAUGACAAUUAACAAGGCACAAGGACAAUUGGUAAAAUAUGUUGGUUUGGAUCUUCGAACACCAGUAUUCUCCCAUGGACAACUUUAUGUUGCUCUUUCACGUAGUAUUUCACUAUAUAAUAUUAAAGUCCUUUUACUGUAUAAUAAUGUUGAUACAGCAACAACAAAUGUAGUAUAUCCAGAAGAAUUUAAAGAUGCAUUUUUUCAUUUAGAAAAAACAACAGGAUCAAUUGCUGGUGGCGUAGAAGCUACAAUAACAUAUCCAACAGAAUUUAUUAAAACACAAUUACAACUACAAGAUAACAAUAAUAAAAUUAUAAAAAUUAUAAAGAAAUUCAAAGGACCAAUUCAUUGUGCAGUAACUACAGUAAAAACACAAGGAUUUUUUUCACUAUAUAAAGGAUUAUCAGCCUUAGUGAUAGGCACAGCAGCAAAAGCAGGAAUCCGUUUUUUAACUUAUGAUCAACUUAAACUCUUGUUGCAAGAUGAUAAAGGAAACCUUACAGGACCUAAAUCUAUGAUUGCUGGAUUGGGAGCAGGGAUGGUGGAAGCUAUAACAGUUGUUACACCAACUGAAACAAUAAAAACAAAAUUAAUUCAUGAUACAAAUCGUUCUAUUCCACAAUACAAGGGACUUGUACAUGGUGUUUCGUUGAUUGUAGCCAAAGAAGGACUUGGAGGAAUAUAUAGAGGAUUGUUUCCUGUAAUGAUGAGACAAGGAGCAAAUCAAGCGGUAAGAUUUUCAGUCUAUUCAACUUUGAAACAAAGAUUCCAAAAAUAUUCAACACCAGGACAACCACUACCAUGGUCAGUCACAUUCUUAAUGGGAGCAAUUGCUGGUAUAAUAACAGUUUAUAGUACAAUGCCAUUAGAUGUUGUUAAAACCAGAAUGCAAGGAUUAGAUGCUACCAGUUUGUACCAAAAUUCAUUCCAUUGUGCAUGGAAAGUAUUAAAAGAAGAAGGAGUACUUGCAUUUUGGAAAGGUGUGACACCUAGAUUGGGUAGAUUAUUGGUUA
Entrophospora candida is the source of this 1294-nucleotide messenger RNA. Lineage: Eukaryota; Fungi; Glomeromycota; Glomeromycetes; Entrophosporales; Entrophosporaceae. The record is from the annotation of a GenBank genome assembly.